Molecule: messenger RNA, 510 nt
Organism: Fusarium mangiferae
Lineage: Eukaryota; Fungi; Ascomycota; Sordariomycetes; Hypocreales; Nectriaceae
Exons: 1
Coding region: 1-510 (169 amino acids)
Source: RefSeq, a predicted model, not a curated record
AUGAAUGAGUACAGUGAAAGUCAAUUAGGGCUCGCCUACAAAUUGUCUCGUCAUAUUACGGACCCAAAACUUGCAUUCUCCUACUUUUUCAACACACUUGAAUAUUUCUCUGUCAGCCACCAGAAGAUCCCUCUCUCAUCUUCUACAGCUCAAUAUGGAUUUACUUUCGCGGCUACCGGCACCCAUCCGAACACAGAUCCUCGUCGACCUUGGGUCUCACCAGCCUGCAUCGGGAGACUCAUCAGAGCAUCUCCCACUAUGCUACAGCAGUAUACCGUUCACCGCGAUAUCGUCGUGCGGGAGGUGCUCAAGGAAAUCACCAGUCUCGACAAAACUGGAGGUCUACUCCAGGACGCUAUGGCUCUCCUCUACCUCGCCGGCCUCGAGUCAAAACAGUAUACAGGAGAAAACGGGCAAUGGGGAUUGCAUUACCAUUUGAGUGGUCAAUUCAAUACAUUUGGAUACGUUCCUUGGGAUCAACAAAAAGCUAAGUUUCUUCGUCCAUUAUGA